AUGGAGUGUGUGGGAUCCGACCACGGAGAAUAUGAUCCGGACGAUUUGGACCUCCCUGCCUCCCGUCAAUCGACCGUAGCCACCGCUGCUACAACGACUAGGCUACCAACAUUCACCCCUUGCAUUCGCGUGUCCGCUAUGUCAGAACUGAAAGAGUUCUCCGGGAAGGACGACGACGAGGAUCGACGCGGGCUUGGAUCGGCAAGGUGA
Messenger RNA from Phytophthora nicotianae INRA-310, 210 nucleotides. RefSeq lists its product as hypothetical. The record is from RefSeq and is a predicted model, not a curated record. The coding region runs from base 1 to 210 and encodes 69 amino acids. NCBI's taxonomy places the organism in Eukaryota, Oomycota, Peronosporomycetes, Peronosporales, Peronosporaceae. The transcript has a single exon.